Molecule: messenger RNA, 3345 nt
Organism: Mycosarcoma maydis (corn smut)
Lineage: Eukaryota; Fungi; Basidiomycota; Ustilaginomycetes; Ustilaginales
Exons: 1
Coding region: 1-3345 (1114 amino acids)
Biological process (GO): protein phosphorylation
Cellular component (GO): nucleus
Molecular function (GO): cyclin-dependent protein serine/threonine kinase activity; ATP binding
Source: RefSeq, a predicted model, not a curated record
AUGCCUCCACCGCCGUCAUCAACCCACAACCCUUCCGCAAAUGGAGGUAUUCGCAAUGCUGCACCCUCCUCUUCGGCUAUGGCCUCAUCCGCACCACAAUCCGUAAAUGAGCCGUCGCCCAGCUCAUCGGUCAAGCUCGACAAUCAGAAGCAUGCCGCGUAUAAGCUACCUUCAAGACCAACUCAUCUCCAGGCGCCGUCUGGGGCCAACCAACCGCAACGUAGACAGUGGCCUCAGCCUUCGUCUGCCGCGCAGAACGGAAACAGCUUCAACUCGGUAGCACCAUCUUCCAGGCAUGACUACGAUGACGAAGACGAAGACGAGGAGGGCGCGAUCGAUGACAGUGCCACCUCGAAACCUGCUGCGAAUCUCUUGUCUUCCUUCCGUCCAGCACCGCCAAAGACCCCUCCAUAUCCGUCCAAUUCCCAACCUGCGCAUGAGGAACAUCGCGGGAACGACCGCUUUCAACCUUCGGAUGCACGCAAAGAUCAGAAUCACUCGUCCUCGUACCAGCUACGCUCGCCGUCGCCGCCCCGGAGAUCCCAACAGAGCACUACAACCUCACGUGCACACGUCGCCCAUCUUCGCAGCCCUUCUCCUCCCGAAUCAUCCUCUCGACGUCCCGGUAGAGACCAUGACAAUGGCAUGACUCGCAUAUCCACAAACGAUCGAUAUCACCGUGGAGACCCUCAUCUUUACCACCCCUCAGCCAGCGAACUUCGAAGUAAAGAUGAUCGACAUGAUGCUGCAGGCUCGCACAUGUGGGAUCGGGCUAAGCAAGACCUAAAGCGAGCAUCGAACGAUGACUGGCGGCGCGAAGAUCGAGGUUGGAACCAUGACCGACGUGCCGGAGCCGGAGCGCGAGGAGGAGGAGGUGGUGGUGGAGGAGGAGGAGGAGGUGGUGGUGGUGGUGGUGGUGGUGGUGGUGGUGCUCGAUCAUGGGAUCGAGAAUACGAUCGACGCUAUGACAGAAACGAGCGAGAUCGAGAUCGGCCACGGACCCAUUCUCGGUAUCACGAUCCCAGAGACGAGCUUCCGCGCGAAAAGCCUUCCAACAGGAACGGACGCGACAAAGAGCUGUCUCCCCACACAGCUGGCACAGAGCAGCAAUACGCUGGGUGGUCUCCUACACCGCCGCAAGGUCAGCCAGCCGACCCAUUGUCUAAUGGCAACAACGGUGAGCCGUUCGCAAACAGGCCCCCAUCAAGAAUGGGUCGAGCUGCACCACCGCCAUUGCUCUCCAAUAUUGAUCAUCCUCCAACGUUCAACGCGAAUCGCGAUUUGGAUUCGUCUCUGGCCAAACGCGCUCGAUCUCGCUCUCCACCGGCAGGUCUGCUCAAGCGCAAAGCCAACUUCAACGCCGUAAUGCCACCAGCGUUGGCACCUGUCAACCCAGAUGCGAGUGCACCAGCUGAGAGCGAAAACGUUACACCGGGAGCACCCCUCCCGCCCAAGGUAGAGACGUUGCAGUCCCCAUCGAUGCCUGCUUCACGUCUCGGGUCCGAAUCGGUUGCUGCCACAGCAGCGUUGGGCAGUCUGCCAGGUUCGGCUAUAGCUACAGCAGCCUCGUCGGGUGCGGCCACAGCUACUUUUCCUACUGCCGCCAGUGGUGGUAGUGUUGCAGUACCGGCCGAUGCCAACUUCAACGCAACCUGUCAAGCACUCGACGACUUCACUCUGCCAUCCGUCCGACUUUCGUGCCUUCCACGCAAGCUGCCUGACCGCCCGAGUACGUCUGGACGAGAGCGACGCAAAGCACGUGGGCCGCCUGUGCCGCUCAACCAGCGCAAAUUCGUAGGCUGCUCAUCGCUCGAUGACUACGAGAUCUCAAUCAAGCUCGGACAAGGUACAUUCGGCGAAGUGCUCAAGGGACGACAGAUCUUGACGGGGACCCAAGUUGCGCUCAAGAAGGUCACAAUCCAUGACGCAAAGGAUGGUCUGCCCAUCACGGCUCUACGCGAGAUCAAGCUGCUGAAGAAGCUUAGACACCCAAGCGUCGUGCCUGUGAUCGAUAUGGCUUUCCGUCCGUCGGGAGAGAGGGGCAAGCUGGGCGACGUCUAUAUGGUGGAGCCGUACAUGGACCAUGAUCUCAACGGGAUGCUUGAAAAUCCAUCGAUCCGUCUCGAGCACAGCCAAAUCAAGCUGUAUAUGAAACAACUCCUCGAAGGCACACUGUACCUGCACAAGAAUCGUAUCUUGCAUCGUGACAUGAAGGCAGCCAACUUGCUCAUCGACAAUCAAGGCCAGCUUCAGAUCGCCGAUUUCGGACUCGCUCGUCCGUACCGCGAUCCGGGACAGUCGUGGACGGGCAAAGGUUGGACAGCGGGAACGCACCGAUAUACGAAUAUGGUGGUCACCCGUUGGUAUCGACCGCCGGAGCUACUGGCGGGAGAGAAGAAGUACGGCCCGCCGAUCGACAUGUGGGGGAUCGGAUGUAUCUUGGCCGAGAUGAUCACGGGUCGGCCACUGUUCAAAGGCACGUCCGAGAUCAACCAGCUCGAGCUGAUUGCGAAGCUCUGCGGGUCGCCUAACGAGACCAACUUUCCGGGAUGGAGCAGUCUGCCGGGUGUAAAAGAUGCCGAUCCGACGGGUCGGCCAGAUCCGCAUCCGGAAAUUCCAGGACAGCACGCGUUCGGUGACUAUCCAAGAAAGGUGAAGGACCAUUUUCGAUCCGUGUACGAUGCGGGCCCUGGAUGUGCGGAUUUGAUCGACAAGCUCUUGGUGCUCGAUCCGAGGAAGAGGUUGACGGCGCAGCAGGCGUUGGAACACGAGUGGUUUUGGACCAAGCCGUAUCCGGCGGAUCCGAAGAGCUUGCCCAAGUAUGAGCAUUCCAAGGAGAUCGAUCGUGCGAGGAGGGAUUGGAAGCCUGCGCCUGCAGCUGCAGCUGCAGCUCCAGGCGGUGGAGGCAUGGCAGCGGCAACCAUGGCAAGACCGAGACCGGCAAUGCAGCAGCUCCCGUAUAUUGCGGGUGCACCACAGCAGAGGGCGUACAAUCGACCAGCUGGUUUUGCGCAAUCGGCCGGGUACGCGAUGCCAGCCACUGGGAUGCCCACUCCGGAUGCUACGGAUACCUGGGACGCGAGGGCAGCUCCACCUCCCAUGGCAGGUGGUGGCGCAAGACACGCGUUCCCUCACCCGCAAGGUGGUGCCAGGUUCACCCAUCCGAACACGAGACCCGCACAUCACGCGCAUCCGCAGCAGCCGCAGCAGCCGCAGCAGGCGCAGCAGGCGCAUGCUUACUACCCAAAUCAUAGGGAGCCCGCUCAACAAAGACAACAACACAGUCUGCCACAAAGACCUGUCGGUCCGCCGCGCGCCAGCGGAGGGAAUCCUUACUCUAUGUAG